Molecule: messenger RNA, 3942 nt
Organism: Cataglyphis hispanica
Lineage: Eukaryota; Metazoa; Arthropoda; Insecta; Hymenoptera; Formicidae
Exons: 17
Biological process (GO): protein folding
Cellular component (GO): endoplasmic reticulum; endoplasmic reticulum membrane
Molecular function (GO): calcium ion binding
Source: RefSeq, a predicted model, not a curated record
AUUAUACGUGGAACUACAGGAACAGGAGCAGAUUUAUAUCGUUCGAGUUUGAUAUGUCAUUGAUGAAAGUGAAAUUACUUUUCUACAUGUUUGAUAUUGCAUUUAACUUAUCGUUGAAUAUGCGUGUAUAGACAUAUAUAAGCAAUCGAGUGGAUUAAUAAAUUCGAUUGUAGAGUCGAUUAAACACAAAGAGAGAAGGGGCAUUGCCCUGAUUAGUACAAUUUCGCCGGUAAUUUCCGGAAGUGCCGCUCCUUUUCGGAACGCAUCGUGUAUGCGGGUGUCUUACGUGUAAAUAGAUUAAAUUAUCAUUAUUAAAUAAUUGAAUAAUACGUAUUCCGCUUUUCUCGCAUUUCCCACCUUUAGACGUACCAUAUAUCUGAGGAAUCUAUGAACUAAUAUCUUCUUCGUACCGGAAUAUGAAAUGGCAAGAAUCAUAGCUUGUGUGGUAUUAGUUUAUCUUAGUGCAUAUUGUAAUAUAUUAAAUGCAGAGGAGAAUCAUGACAGCAGUGUCAAUGCUGAAAUACAGAAACCAUCUUACAAAAGUCCAGAACCUUCCGACUUUGCUUACUUAGCAGAGAAUUUUGAUAGCGAAGAGAGAUUUAGAAAAACAUGGCUAUUAUCGGAAGCGAAAAAGGACGAUAUCGACGAAGAUAUUGCCAAAUAUGAUGGAAUUUGGUCCAUUGAAGAACCUAAGGAACACGCAGAGAAUGGAAACCUAGGAUUAGUGCUUAAGAGCAAAGCUAGACAUGCUGCCGUUUCUACUUUAUUAACUAAGCCAUUUUUCUUUGAAGACAAACCCUUAAUUGUACAGUAUGAAGUUAAUUUUCAAGAAGGACAGGAAUGUGGUGGCGCCUAUCUUAAAUUGCUCACAUUAGACGAUAAGCAUAAAGACUUGAAACAAUUCCAUGAUAAAACACCAUAUACUAUAAUGUUUGGGCCUGAUAAAUGUGGCAACGAUCAUAAGCUCCAUUUUAUAUUUCGACAUAAAAAUCCAUUGAAUGGUACAAUCACAGAAAAACAUUGUAAGAAAUCAAAAAAUCGACUGGAAGAUUAUUUCAAAGAUAAACAGCCACAUUUAUAUACUUUGAUCGUACGGCCUGAUAAUAGUUAUGAGAUUAAAGUGGAUAAUAAAAUCUUAAAUUCGGGUUCGUUAUUAGAUGAUUUUGUGCCUCCCGUGAAUCCGCCUUUGGAGAUAGAGGAUCCUGAUGAUAAACAACCCGAGAAUUGGGAUGAUAGAGAAAAGAUUCCCGAUCCAUUGGCGGAGAAACCUGACGAUUGGGACGAAGACGCUCCAGCACAAAUAGUUGAUGAGGAAGACAUUAUGCCCGAAGGAUGGCUAGAGGAUGAACCGCCAAUGAUACCGAAUCCGGAUUCAGUUAAGCCCGAUGAUUGGGACAUUGAGAUGGAUGGUGAAUGGGAAGCUCCAGAAAUAUCGAACCCAAAAUGCGCCGACGUUCCUGGUUGCGGUCCCUAUAAGCAAAGAAUGAAGAAAAAUCCGCGAUAUAAAGGAAAAUGGCUGGCACCACUUAUCAACAAUCCUAAUUACAAGGGAAAAUGGAAGCCUAAACUUAUAAACAAUCCUGAAUACUUUAACGACGAACAUCCCUUCAAAAUGUUACCAAUUAGUGCUGUUGGUUUUGAACUGUGGUCAAUGUCACCUGAUAUAUAUUUUGACAAUAUAAUUAUAACGGAUGAUGAGGAAGUUGCAAAGAAAUGGGCAGAUGAUAGCUUUGAGAUUCGACGUGUUAAAAUUGCUGAAGAAAGUUGGAUUAUAUGGAAUCGAAUCGCAACAUUUACUGCAGACCAUCCAUGGAUAUGGGCAGUAUAUAUAUUGUUAGCUGCAGUGCCUGUAGUACUGAUAAUAUACUUUUGCUGCUAUUCAGAGGGUAAAUCAGAUUUCAAGGAUGAUGAUGAUGAAGAAGAAGAAAAAGCACCUUUAGGAAUAAGCAAUGAUGUCGCAGAAAAUGCAGAAAGUGAAAAUCAAUCUUUGAAUGCCGAACUAACUGAACAAAAAUCUACUACAGAAGAAACUGAAGAUACAGAGAAAGAGACUGGAACAGAGGAAGUAAUUGAAAGUGAUAAGUUCCUGUGCAUGAAAAUUCAUUUGUCAAAUUUUUAUCCAACUCGGAUUUAUAAUGAAAUAAAAUAUAUAAUGCGAUUCAAAAGUGCCUAUUAUUAAAAAAAAAAAAAAAAAACGGAUAUGGAAAAAGUUAACACGGACGAGUUGAUCCCGAAAUUAAUUUCCGGCACAUACGAGGAAUUUUGUGACAAUAUUGUUGUGUUUCUAGAAAUUUAUGAUAAGAAGACUAAUUUUGAAGAGUUGAAUAAAAACUGUUUACGAGAGAAACUAUGGAAGAGAUUGUUUUAUUAUUUAACAGAUUGCACUCAUCGAGACCAUCAUCAUCAUUAUUUAGCUGCUUUGAGAAUACUCAGUCGAGAUAAAACCAAUUUGAAUGAAUUAAUUACUGAUGAGGAAAUAAAAAUUAUAUUGCAAAAUGCAAUAUUGACAAAAAUAUGCGAAGAAGAACAAAUCUCAUAUACAGCUGGUACAACAGAAUCACUAAAAUUGUUGUGCAACUUGUUAUUUAAUAGUGUAAAAGUACAACAAUCUAAAGUUUUAAUAUCUUCCUUGCCUUAUCUUAUUGACCGAAUCAAAAAUUAUUCAAUUAAUGUUCCUCACAAUGUCAAAUUAUUUGACAUGAGAAUACUAUUUCUCCUUACUGCAUUAAAUAUAUCUACAAGGGAUAUAGUCAAAACUGAUUUAUGUGGUGAUAUAUGUCUUAUUAAAAUAAUAGAGGAAUUUGUGACACAAAAUCGUGAUAAUAACACAACUGUAAUUAAGGAGGAAAUAAUGGUAGUUUGUGAAGUUUUGAAAGUUUUAUUUAAUUUGUAUGUACACUCUGAUGAUACUGGAGUCGAAGAUCAAGAAAAAUACAAAAAUUUAGUGUUAAUUUUGUAUAAAUUGUUAGUUUUUAAAUACUCACUACAACAAGAUGAUCUGGAAAGCAAUGUCAUCAAUUUAUUGACCGUAAUACCGUCUAGCUGCUAUACACCAAUUAUACAACCUGUUGAGAACAAUGAUUGCAAAAAUGUAUAUCAAAAUAUGGAUAUGAGCGCUAUAUGCGUUCUACUUAAAUUUUUAGAUCAGAGAUUAGACUGUAAGAUAAAUUUGAUAGAAAAUAUCUCUCCAGUAGUUACCGCAUUGAUCAGACUUGUCAAGUCGGAGAAGAUUAUUCGUAAAUAUGUGAGAUUGCAGAUUUUACCUCCACUGAAGGAUGUGAUGAAUCGCCCUGAAGAAGGGACGACAUUAAGAGCUAAAUUAUGCAAAUUACUAACUUCGCCUCUCACGGAAUUGCGUGACUUAGUUGCAGAACUUUUAUUUAUCCUUUGUAAAGAAAAUGUUAGCCGCAUGGUGAAAUAUACAGGAUACGGAAAUGCGGCGGGUAUGUUCGCCAAGAAAGGAUUGUUAGGAUCUAACCAGACGGAAACGAAUUAUUCUUCGGAAUCGGAAGAUAGCGAAACGGAAGAAUAUUUAAAGUUUAAAGAGCAAAUAAAUCCAGUAACCGGAUGUUUCGAGAAUCCCAAACCAAAUCCGCUUGAAGGUAUGACGGAUGCGCAAAAGGAGUAUGAAGCCUUACAACUAGUAAAUCUUGUUGAUAAGUUAACGAGGGAGGGAGUCGUGCGUCCUUGCCGCAUCGGCGACGAUGGGAAACCGAAACCCAUAGAACAUGUUCUCGAAUUACAGAGCGAAUUAUCAAGACAACAGUACGGUAGAAAGGACUCCGACUCUGAAUAAAUAUAUUUCCAAAAUACAGGAUAUGAUCUGUAUGUCGAUAUCCUUUCGAAUAAAGAUGUCUAAAGUGAAUAAUUUGUCUAUGUAUGUGUAGGCCUGUACAAAAUCGUCAUUUUUUGUUAGAUAAAUAUAACUAACAAUUGUCUAAA